Messenger RNA from Wickerhamiella sorbophila, 669 nucleotides. RefSeq names its product C-8 sterol isomerase. Bases 1 to 669 code for a protein of 222 amino acids. Gene Ontology annotation, cellular component: endoplasmic reticulum. Lineage: Eukaryota; Fungi; Ascomycota; Dipodascomycetes; Dipodascales; Trichomonascaceae. The record is from RefSeq and is a predicted model, not a curated record. Gene Ontology annotation, biological process: ergosterol biosynthetic process. The transcript has a single exon.
AUGAAUUUGACUAAACUCGCGCUCAUACUGCCCUUGUUGUUUGUGACCGUCCGUGUCAUGGACUAUGCAAGACUGACAUUCUUGCCUGCCUUUUAUAUUUUCGACAAGGUCCGUCUGCAACAGAUCUGCCAGGAGGCCCUUGCAUCGCUGGACAUCGAUGCGCCAGCCCAGAAAAUCAUGGAAAAAACCCACACCUUGCUGAAAAAGGAGUACCCCGAGUUCAUUGUCGACGAGUUGAGACCUGAAGACUGGGUUUUCAACAACGCCGGUAACGCAAUGGGCUCAAUGAUCAUUCUGCACGCGUCUCUGACCGAGUACCUGAUUUUCUUCGGCUCUGCAAUUGGCACCGAGGGUCACACUGGUACCCAUUUCGCCGACGAUUAUUUCACUAUCCUCCAUGGUGUCCAGUAUGCAGCGCGGCCUAACGCCAGCAUUGCAGAAAAGUACCUCCCUGGCGACCAGCACCACAUGCCCUACGGUGUGAACAAGCAGUACUCUAUUCCUGCUGGCAGCUUUGCUCUAGAGCUCGCCCAAGGCUACAUUCCCUCAAUGCUUCCUUUCGGCAUGAUCGAGGUAUUGACGUCCACCUUGGAUGUCGCUUCGUUUGCUCAGACCUGUGUGCUCACCGCUAAGCACAUGUUUGGCAAUAUCCUCAAGGGCAAGAUCUAA